AUGCCUGGCACACCAAUACCGAGAGAACAAAUCUCACCCCAGUAUCUGGAAGAAAAUAUCUCGGCUCGGCUCGUCGCAGCAUCGUCGGUUAUCUUGGUAGUUACAACUGUAUUAUUGGCCCUUCGUCUCUAUAUCCGCAGUCUGCCGAAUGUGAAGACUGGCUUGGAAGAUAUGCUGUUGCUCCCAGCGUAUCUUCUUUCGUUAGCUUCCUGUAUUUGUGGCUAUCUUGCGGUCACCCAUGGUGGCGCCGGUCGCCAUGUCAAGGCACUGAUGCUGGAAGACCCAAAUAUCAUAAUUGUACGAGGGAAAUUGCUUUACUCGCUCAGUUGGGUCUCGGCAUACUCAAACUGCUUCUCGCGAGUCUCCGUCUUGGUAUUGCUCUAUACUAUCUUUACGCCAGGUGUUGCGCGAAAAUGCACCGUUCUCCUGAUGGUCUAUAUGGUCCUAUUCCUCCUCUCGCAAACGAUUGCCGGUGCCAUAGAAUGCAGACCACUCGCAUACUUCUGGGAUCGCACUGGGGACGGAACAUGCAUCAAUCUAUUCUUGUUCUUUAAGUUGAGUGGGAUUCUGAAUAUAGUCGGCGAUGCUGCCAUCAUGGUACUCCCCGCGCACACAGUGUGGAACCUACAGGCAUCAAUAGCCAAGAGAGUAGCGAUUUCGUUUGUUUUUCUCUCUGGUAGCAUAGGCUUGAUUGCGUCCUGCUUCCGAACCGCUUCCUUCUUCACGUCGCAAGAACAGUCUACGCAAGAUCCUACAUGGACGGAUGUUCAAUUGAUGAGCUGGACAAUCGUUGAAAGCGGCAUGUAUAUGGCCGCUGCGUGCAGUAUGCGCCUGCGCCCACUAUUGAGAAAACUACCUGGGUGGUUUAAACAAUUCAAGACAACGCAUGAAAGCGGCGUGACAGUUGAGAGAACUUUCACUAUAGAGGAUGGGAAAGGGUAUGAGAUGAACUACUACGCGAAGCAAGGACAUAUCCCGCUCAGGUCGUUUGACAGAGAUCUAAAUCGGGCGAGCGUCCAAGGGCCUACACCGGCCGGAAGUAAAUAG
This is a messenger RNA of Aspergillus bombycis, 1047 nucleotides long. RefSeq lists its product as uncharacterized. The coding region runs from base 1 to 1047 and encodes 348 amino acids. The record is from RefSeq and is a predicted model, not a curated record. Lineage: Eukaryota; Fungi; Ascomycota; Eurotiomycetes; Eurotiales; Aspergillaceae. The transcript is spliced from 4 exons.